AUGGGAGAAACAAAGGGUCGUCCCAUUCCUCCCCUGUGCCGCACACAACAUUUUGACUGGUCUGGUAGCAGUGACUUUGCUGAAACGAAGAACCGCAGCACAAACGGGCACACUCUGGUUAGCCCAAGGUCCGAGAGCACCCCGGACGAGGAAACAGCAGCCCUGUCAAAGCCACCAGCGGACAGCUCUUGUUGCUCUCCUGUUUCAGUGGAACUAAAGCCCAUGGUGAAUAAUAGAUCAGGCCUACCAGGCGGCAACACAAAAGAGUUCUCAGAGCACAGAGACAGUGGCGAACCGAGCUCCUGCUCCUCCCUCUCGCUUUCCAGCACCCAUGCUCCCCCUCACUUUAAACACUACCCCUACCACACCAAGACUAGCAUGCAGGGUGAUGUCUACAAUUUCCUAGAGAGACCUGCAGGCGUGAAGUGCUUCCUCUACCACUUCCUGGUGUUCCUAAUGGUCCUUAUAUGUCUCAUCUUCAGUGUGCUUUCCACAAUUGAGCAUUAUGCCGACUUUGCCACUGGAACACUUUUCUGGAUGGAGAUUGUGCUGGUGGUGUUUUUUGGCUCGGAAUAUGUAGUGCGUCUGUGGUCAGCAGGCUGCAGGAGCAAAUAUGCUGGCAUCAAAGGAAGACUACGCUUUAUCAGAAAACCAAUCUCUAUCAUAGAUUUGAUAGUCGUGGUUGCAUCAGUUAUAGUACUGAGUGUGGGAUCAAAUGGGCAGGUCUUCGCCACCUCUGCAAUAAGGGGAAUCCGCUUCCUGCAGAUUUUGCGCAUGCUCCAUGUGGAUCGACAAGGAGGCACAUGGAGACUUCUGGGAUCUGUAGUCUUUAUUCAUCGACAGGAGCUGAUAACAACACUCUAUAUUGGGUUUCUGGGUCUGAUCUUCUCCUCAUAUUUUGUGUAUCUGGUGGAAAAAGAUGCUGUGGAUGAGGAGGGAAAGACAGGCUUCUCCAGCUAUGCUGAUGCCCUGUGGUGGGGUGUUGUCACUGUGACUACAAUAGGUUAUGGAGAUAAAAUUCCUCAGACGUGGAUAGGGAAAACCAUCGCCUCCUGUUUUAGUGUGUUUGCUAUCUCCUUUUUUGCCCUGCCAGCGGGCAUUCUUGGUUCAGGCUUUGCUCUAAAGGUGCAGCAGAAACAGAGACAGAAACACUUCAAUCGCCAAAUCCCAGCUGCUGCCUCACUAAUACAGACGUUGUGGCGAUGUUAUGCAUGUGAGAAACCUGACGGCUGUCCGGCUACCUGGAAGAUGUACGUGCUGACGGACGACUACAUUCCCAUUAUAAACUCUGAAGACUCCAGUCCUGGAAACUUCAGAAAACUCAGCAAGCGCUACAGACGGAGACUGAAGUCAACACGUGAUAACGGUUCUCUGGGAAACGCAGGAGAAAAAGCUCUGUCCAUUCCUCAGAUAACUUAUGAUCAUAUCGAUGAAAAGGAGGACAAGCGAGAAGUGCCUUUCUUUCUAGAAGAACCCACAGGCAUCACCAAGGUGUACAAACAGACAGUCCGCCAGCACUCAUGGUCUUCUUUCACUCUUAGCUGCCCUGCUUCUCCAGUUAAGAAAAAGCCAGACGGACCUGCUGACAUCUCGCGCACUAGCAGCCUGGUGGAUGACAUGGACUUUUCCACUGAAUAUCUCUCCCUCCCUGUGGUGACAGAUACUUCACAUUUGUACACCCGCGUUUUCAUUGCAAAACAAAAGCAUUCUGUAAGCACUCAACAAAGAUACAACUCCAGGCUUACUCAUGCACACAGAUCGGCAGUCAAGGUCCUACGAAGGAUGCAGUAUUUUGUAGCCAGACGGAAAUUUCAGCAAGCAAGGAAACCCUACGAUGUGCGAGACGUGAUUGAGCAGUAUUCCCAGGGCCACCUGAACAUGAUGGUUCGCAUUAAAGAGCUCCAGAGACGGUUGGAUCACGUAUUGGGAAAGCCAGGAAUGUUUCUACCAGAAAAGGGUGUGGAUAAGGAGUACCAUACAGUUGGAGCCAGGCUGAUCAGACUGGAGGAUAAGGUUCUUCAGAUGGACAAGAAACUGGAGAGCAUCCUAAAUAUCCUGGUGGAGCAGUACCAACCCAAACCAGAGCUACUUCAGAAACCACGUCACUGA
Messenger RNA from Trichomycterus rosablanca, 2109 nucleotides. It is a transcript of the gene kcnq1.2, whose product is annotated as potassium voltage-gated channel, KQT-like subfamily, member 1.2. The record is from RefSeq and is a predicted model, not a curated record. Gene Ontology annotation, cellular component: voltage-gated potassium channel complex; membrane. Gene Ontology annotation, molecular function: voltage-gated potassium channel activity. The transcript is spliced from 22 exons. NCBI's taxonomy places the organism in Eukaryota, Metazoa, Chordata, Actinopteri, Siluriformes, Trichomycteridae. The coding region runs from base 1 to 2109 and encodes 702 amino acids. Gene Ontology annotation, biological process: potassium ion transmembrane transport.